AUGGAAGAAGCUUUUAAAAAACUAAAUGGAAUCAGUUAUGUAUCGGAGCCUAAUCCUAAAGACUCCAACUAUCCAAAGAAGUGCGCCGCCUCAACUGAUACUGCCGUUUCCGCCAAGACAACUGAUACCACCACCACAACGGCGACGAACAAGAGGUCUCUCAAAGAAAACGGUAGUUCCGGUGGAACUAUGAGGUACCGUGGCGUUCGUCGCAGGCCGUGGGGGCGUUAUGCUGCUGAGAUAAGAGACCCACAGUCGAAAGAAAGGCGUUGGCUUGGAACUUUUGACACCGCCGAGGAGGCUGCAUGCGCUUACGACUGUGCUGCUCGUGCUAUGCGUGGGAUCAAAGCUCGAACCAAUUUUGUCUACCCUGCGAUAGAGCCACACUCGGCGAGCGACCAUUUCCUUCCACCUUUUAGCUUCUCCAAGCAGUCACAGUUAUCCAUAAGGGAUCUUAACUGCAUCCGUCAUCAGUACGGCCAAUCUUUUAAUUGGUCACCGUUUGCUGCCUUACACGCCGGAGACUUCUCCGUCGGGUCUUCUACUCAAAGAAACGCUUCUUCUCUGAACACGGUUUCAUUCCUCGACCUCUUGAAUUCAUCUUCGAAUCCAUCUUUCCACGCGCCUCCUCCUCAGUCUCUGGCUGACCAUUUUCCAUGCAUCAAGGGAAGUACUUGUUCUUCUUCUUUACCUUUCAAUUUCUCAGCUAAUUCAAGCGUUUUGCCUAGCAUGUCCGAUUCCUUCUCAGGCUCAACCAUGACUCUCCCUCUCAAUGAAUCCAAUUCGAGUAACGCAACCGUCGAUGAUAUGGAAUUCUUCCCGCAAGAACCUUCUGAUUCCGGCUUGUUGCAGGAAAUAAUUCAAGGGUUCUUACCAAAGAAAUCAGACGACCGUACCAGUACGAACUGCACUCAACAUUCCAUAGCAGCACCGGUGGUGACCGAUACAUCAUUCGGUCACUCCCUGAGCGGGUUGAAGGAGCAUUCUGGUUUCUAUGCUGAUUACAAUCAAGGGUUUCUUCAGCAGGUUGAGAGUUUCAACGGAGCCUCUCAGGCGAUGCCCAACGCUAAUGAAAUACCAGUGAAACAUCUACAGGUAGGUCAAGACUGCUUGUUAGAUGAUAUCUUUCAGUACCCAGAGUUCAUGGGUGGUUUAGCAGCUAGGGUUCAAAACGCUUGAGCGCACCAU
This is a messenger RNA of Hibiscus syriacus, 1188 nucleotides long. RefSeq names its product ethylene-responsive transcription factor ESR1-like. Gene Ontology annotation, biological process: regulation of DNA-templated transcription. The transcript has a single exon. The record is from RefSeq and is a predicted model, not a curated record. NCBI's taxonomy places the organism in Eukaryota, Viridiplantae, Streptophyta, Magnoliopsida, Malvales, Malvaceae. The coding region runs from base 1 to 1179 and encodes 392 amino acids. Gene Ontology annotation, molecular function: DNA-binding transcription factor activity; DNA binding.